Messenger RNA from Fundulus heteroclitus (mummichog), 1525 nucleotides. RefSeq names its product transmembrane protein 235b (gene tmem235b). The coding region runs from base 462 to 1088 and encodes 208 amino acids. NCBI's taxonomy places the organism in Eukaryota, Metazoa, Chordata, Actinopteri, Cyprinodontiformes, Fundulidae. The record is from RefSeq and is a predicted model, not a curated record. Gene Ontology annotation, cellular component: apical plasma membrane. The transcript has 4 exons.
UAAUGUAGGAUCACAGUUUUCAUCUGCUAAGAAAAAUAACACUGGCCCCACCUUGGCAUCCCUGAUAAAUUUGCUCUAGAUCCGUCACUGCAAGUCACUAUUUCUUGACUCAAAUAUAUUUCCGGCGUGCCCUCUGAGCUUGUCACCACCAAAGCGUCAGCUGAUUGCAUCAGUUUAACUCUAAAUGAGACUCAUUAGUCCCAGUUAAUUAAAGCGCCAAUGACUGCUUCCUCCUCUCCUCUCCGUCUCUGCGUAAACGCGAGUGAAAACCAAGUCCCUCCCAGAUAGAAGCUGAGGCAGACCGCUGUCAGACUUUAUUCUAGUCGAUGUCAGAAUUGUCUAAGGAAAUCGUUUAGAAAUACUUUUAGUUUUUCCUAUUCUAAAGGUUAAACCGCGUCGUGGAAACGAUAGAAAGAUUGGAUCGCGCUGUUGCGCAUGAGGUCAGCCUGCAGCCGCGCACCAUGAAGGUAGCCUUUGGCGCUCUGGUGAUCGCUGCUGGUGUCUGCGGGAUUCUCAGCUUCGCCUUUUUGGCCACUUCCCUGGGAACCGAUCAUUGGUACAUCAUAGAGGUGAGCACGGUGAACAUGUCUGACUUUGAGGACAUGAGCUCUCACUCCGGAUUGUGGCGCAUCAACGAAGGCGGGAAGAUGCAGGCUGACUCCAUUGAUUCAUUUGCUGCCGAUUCCUCCAAAUACACCGAGACUGAGAUGCGCAUGCUGAGCAUGCACGGUGCCAUCGUGGUGAUGCUGCCUCUCAGCCUGGUUCUCUUGUUGUUCGGAGGAAUCUGCGGUCUGGUCAGCUCCCUGGCCCGGAGCCCGGUCCUGCUCACGGGCACGGCCUAUUACUUCUUUGUCUGCAGCCUGCUGACUCUGUGUGGUGCAAGUCUCUACAUCUUUUACUCAUACCAAGCGCUGUCUGAGACCGAGAGUCUGGUUGGACCGGAGGGUCUGGCCUACAUCCACACCUCCUUCGGCUGGUCUCUAGGUCUGGCCUGGCUCUCCUACGGCUUGGAGCUCCUCACUGGAACUUUGCUGCUUAUAGCGGCACAAAGGGCCAAGCUGCGACAAAGAGGUCCCACCAAGGCCUGACACUCCUCUCCACAUGGAUCCCUGAUUUGCACAAAUGAAACUGAAGCCGGAAUGAGCUGAGAGGAACAACAGAGGUGUGGUACACCGGUGCAAUGAAUUUGGCCAUAAAAUGUGAACCUGCACCUUUGCAAGCGACGCAAGCAGGUCCCAAGAAGCAUAGAAUGAGUGAGCUGUGAUCAGUUGUGCCCUCUUGUAGUGUGUGUUGAGAUCGCUUCUCAUUUGGAGUCAAUUACGGUGUUUUUAUCUGUGGCGAACAAACCUUGAGCAUUUCAUAUAAAAAGUCUAAUCUGUAAAAUUGUCCGCUCGAGGGUCAAAGUUCCUCUGCUUUUGUCGUUUUAAAUGGGUUGGAUUUGCUGUUUUUAGUUGGAUGACAAAGUGUUGAAUGUUAUGUGACAUGGUACAAUGUAAAUAAAGGAAAUGUACAAAAAAUAUCAAAA